Dunckerocampus dactyliophorus (ringed pipefish) is the source of this 1850-nucleotide messenger RNA. It is a transcript of the gene atp6v1c1b, whose product is annotated as ATPase H+ transporting V1 subunit C1b. Gene Ontology annotation, cellular component: lysosomal membrane; vacuolar proton-transporting V-type ATPase, V1 domain. Lineage: Eukaryota; Metazoa; Chordata; Actinopteri; Syngnathiformes; Syngnathidae. The transcript is spliced from 13 exons. Gene Ontology annotation, molecular function: proton-transporting ATPase activity, rotational mechanism. Bases 214 to 1362 code for a protein of 382 amino acids. Gene Ontology annotation, biological process: proton transmembrane transport. The record is from RefSeq and is a predicted model, not a curated record.
GGCGCAGUACUGCUAGGCUAAUCAGCUGACUUGUGUGAGAUGCUAGGUUGAAUUGAAGGACCUCUGUAUCCAAGCGCUGUUAUUGUUAUUUAUGCAAUAUGCACGGGCAUCUGCCACCAUUCCACUGAUUUACACCGAGAGAAGCAAACAUCGAAGCCCGUGUCAACGUUUCGUGCUCCUCCUCCUCCUUGACCAAACCUCCUGCCAGCAACCAUGACGGAAUUCUGGUUGAUCUCUGCUCCGGGGGAGAAAACGUGCCAGCAGACGUGGGAUAAGCUGAUGGUGGCCACCACGCGCACCAACAACCUUUCCACCAACACCAAGUUCAACAUCCCCGACCUGAAGGUGGGGACGCUGGACGUCUUGGUGGGGUUGUCGGAUGAGCUGGCCAAGCUGGACACCUUUGUGGAGAGCGUGGUGAAGAAGGUCGCUCAGUACAUGGCUGACGUUCUGGAGGACAGCCGGGACAAAGUUCAGGAGAACCUGCUGGCUAAUGGAUUGGACCUGGUGACUUACAUUACCAGAUUCCAGUGGGACAUGGCCAAGUAUCCCAUCAAGCAGUCACUGAAGAACAUCUCUGAGAUCAUCUCCAAGCAAGCCACCCAGAUAGACAACGACCUGAAGGCCAGAGCUUCAGCUUACAACAACCUGAAGGGAAACCUGCAGAACCUGGAACGGAAGAAUGCGGGGAGCUUGUUGACCAGGAGUCUGGCUGACAUUGUAAAGAAAGACGACUUUGUGUUGGACUCUGAGUACCUGGUCACCAUGCUGGUGGUUGUACCUAAGACCAGCUUUGCUGACUGGCAGAAGACGUACGAAACCCUGGCAGAGAUGGUGGUGCCUCGAUCCACCAAGAUGCUGUUUGAAGACAACGACAGUGGCCUCUUCAGCGUCACGCUCUUCCGGAAAGCGGUGGAUGAUUUCAAGCACAAGGCCAGAGAAAACAAGUUCAGUGUGCGUGACUUCCAGUACAACGAGGAGGAGAUGAAAGCCGACAAAGAGGAGAUGACUCGCUUGUCCACCGACAAGAAGAAGCAGUUUGGUCCUCUGGUGCGAUGGCUCAAAGUCAACUUCAGCGAGGCCUUCAUCGCUUGGGUCCACAUCAAAGCUCUGCGUGUGUUUGUGGAGUCUGUGCUGAGAUACGGUCUGCCGGUCAACUUCCAGGCCAUGCUGCUCCAGCCCAACAAGAAGAACAUGAAGAAGCUGAGGGAGGUGCUCUACGACCUGUACAAGCACCUGGACAGCAGCGCCGCCAUCAUCGACGCCUCCAUGGACAUCCCGGGUCUGAACCUGAGCCAACAGGAGUACUACCCUUACGUUUACUACAAGAUCGACUGCAACCUGCUCGACUUCAAAGUCUAGAGCGGCGGGAGGUCUCGCUCUGCGGCGUUCACAUUCCCCAACAUUCAAUUUCUUGUCAUUCCCGUCCUGUUCCUCCCCCUUCUUCCUGGUCCCCCUCCAUUCCAUACCCCCUCCUAGUAAGAUGCCCAACUGGAAGUAAGAGUUUUAAAUGACGGCAUCCAAAGAACUCAGCAUUUUUAUUGUGGCUUUGUUGUAAAGUAUCAGUCCAGAUGUAUAUGAUAAAUAGAAUAUUUAUUUGAAGAAUCAGUCAGUGUAUUUUUUGGAAGGUGACGUGUUUUUAGCUCCUUGUUUAGUUUCCAAGUAGAUGUUUAUCACAGUCCUGCCGCAUCAGGCUUGUCAUCUUUUACACUUCACAUAAGCAGCGUGCUUGCUGACUGUGCUCUGUGCGCUCACGUCUUCUCUUCCUGUGGAUUAUACUCUACUGUAAUGUCACGGUCAAAUGUAUUUCAAAAAUAAUAAGAAUAAAUGUAAAAAAAUAUUUGCUGGAU